Bufo gargarizans (Asiatic toad) is the source of this 4146-nucleotide messenger RNA. RefSeq lists its product as uncharacterized. The transcript is spliced from 2 exons. NCBI's taxonomy places the organism in Eukaryota, Metazoa, Chordata, Amphibia, Anura, Bufonidae. The record is from RefSeq and is a predicted model, not a curated record. Bases 1178 to 2125 code for a protein of 315 amino acids.
CUUUAUUAGUAGAAGGCUUAUGUAUGAUGGUAUGAAGUUUGUUUUGUUGUUCAUUGUCUCCUGAAAAGAGUAAUCUGAUCAGGAAAAAGUGCGUGAAGUGGCUGAUCUUGGAAACAAGAGAAGUCCAUGUGUUUCUGGCCAGAACUUUUGCAUUUCUCAAUGUACAACCCGAAAGGGGGCAUUGAGUCAGAAGUUAGUAGUAAUUUAUGUCUGUGGUUUAACUAACUGCCUGCUGCUAAAACUCAUUGCGGUACUAAGUGACAUUUGAAAUAUUGGCUGACAUCCAGAAAUUACGGCUUCUCAUAUCCAAGCAUUAUACUGAAGAAACUUGUAGUUUAAAUGUAUGAGGAAUACAUAGGAAUAGCCAUAGGGGUAAUAUUGUAUGCCUUUGUGUGCAUAUAUAUGUGGUAUAAAAUUUUCCUUGAAGCCAGAGAAUCUCCACUACCAUCUGAUAUCCCAUUAGUUUCCUAUGUACAGUUGUUAAACAUCUAGGCUAACCUACCUAGAUUGAUUGAGCUGUUGAGAAUUUACAUAGCAGGAUAAACCACAUAAGUCGAGGAUCGCUACCUGAGACUUGGUUUGCUAUGGGAACUAUGUCUACCAAACAAGAAAGGGAAGAAGAGGUUUUCCCAAGAUACCAAUGAAGCGUUUGGUAGAGAUAGAGAAUGGAAAAUGGGCUAUCAAGAAUGCUGCAUCCAUAUUAAAGAAAGCUGGGAUGCCAAAAGUUGGUUGCUUAGAUGCCCAACGGUGGAGAAAGUUUAUGGUUGAGGAAAAGGAAUGGAUACAGAAGCAUGGAUAUGAGAAGCAGGUUAAAGCCUGGUUGAACACGUCAACUAAUCAUGAUCCCUUAUAUAAUGCUCAAGAUGAUGAUUAAUUUACGUGUGUAAAGACUGCAACCAUACAAGCCCCAGCAGUACAAGGAGCUGCUGUUGGUGGUGAUGUAUCACCCAAUGUUAUAGCAGAUACGUCAGCCUCCUCAGUGGUUGCAUCUAUAUCCCCUGUUCAGCAGCCGCAGUCUAUGUACCCCCAACUACCAGAUUCAGGAGAUCUGUUAUCCAGUCCAAGUACAGAAUAUGCAGAUAUGUCCAAACUGGAGCAGACUUAUCUCCAGGCACCCCCACCAUAUAACCCUUUGCAGAUAGUGGACCCACCGGAGAAGUGACAGGUACUAUCACCUAUGCCUCCACUUAGGGACAUUAGUGAAGAUGGAUGGAGAUGUGAACAUUGUAACUUUUGUAAUACAGAGUGGGGACGCUUAUGCAGAAGAUGUGAAACACCCAGGCGUGACGAAGUAGAAAUUUGUUAUAGAAACCUGGGAUCACUGAAUCCCCCAGUUAGUGUGAAUCAAGUCAUAGGGUCCCCACAAUGUAUGUCAACCCCUGUAGCUCCGCCUUUACCUUCUGCACAAAAACGGUUAAUCACGCGAUUUACACGUGAAGGCACUGGUAAUAUUUGGCAGAUUAUACAGGCAGAUGAAGUUAAACGUUCCCCUAUGACAUUAAGGUCUGUAGCUUGGAUCUGUAAAUGUAAAACUGCACAUUCCCACAACGUAAUGGAAUGUCCUGCAUGUAGGUCAUUAAAUCCUAAAUGUCCUAUAGUUAUUCCUGAUAUGGGUAUGUAUCCGGUAAUGACUCAGAAUACCCAUACCUGUGAUGCUGCAGGAAACCCUGACAGACUAACACAACAAGUCGAGUGGUAUAAGCCCUGGAGUCAGGGAGAACAGCUUGUGAUGAUAGAAAAGCUUUCGGAUCCUUAUAAAGAUCCGACUGGAUUCUAUAAAGGAAUACAGCGCAUACAGCAGACUUAUGACGCUGUUUGGACAGAUUUGUCCGCUCUUAUAGGGGCCGCGGCAGGAUUGCCGCUAAUAGAAAAGAUAAAGAAGGUAGAGGGAGCAGGUAUAGAACCAAUACCAGUAGGAGCAGAUGCAAAAUUAAAGAAAUCGGGAGAAAUGUUUCUGAAAAGGUUGGAAGUCGUUAUGAAGGAGUUGAAUAGUAAGUUAGGGACUGGUCUGCCAGAAGCUCAUCAGGCAAGUGAUGAAACUACAGAUAAAUAUUACGCACGGAUCACUGGUAUAUUUAAAGAUCAGGACUUUGAUAUUAGAGAUCCAGAUAGCAGAGAUGCUUGAAUACUUAGAACAUGUUUCAUUAAUGGACUAAGGGAGGAAUUGAGAACAGAAUUAAUGAAAGUGAGACCUGAGUGUAUGCAUACAUCACUGGAUAAAUCAAUAGUAGUGAUUCGAAGCAUAGAGGAACAGUUGUUAAAAAGAAAGAAAAAGCAACCAAUUCCUUUGUUCAUAGCAGCAUACGGGAAGCCGAUGCAGUCACAGGAGGGAGGAAGGAGAGAUGGAGGGCGAAUGAAAACAAACAAUAACAAAGGAAAGUCAUAUGAUCAAAGGAAAGGACAGUUCCAUUCCAGAUCCGUCUUCAUUGGAGGGAACGCAUGCGUUAGCCCCUGGAGAUUGGCUUACAGUUAAGAGACAUAUAAGAAAGGCCUUAGACCCUCGAUUUGACGGGCCAUUCCAAGUCCAGUUGACUACACCAACUUCUGUGAAACUAGAAGGGAAGCCUACUUGGAUACACGCUUCACAUUGCAAGAAGCUGGUAAAAAGCUAAAAUGAAUAUAGGGAAGUAUUGGAGAAUAAGCAUUUUGUUUUGCGUCAGUUUUGUUAAUCAGAAUAAAAGCAACAUGAGAUGGGAUAAUAAGUUUAUUAAAUAUCAUCAGGUUGUUGCACAAAUGAAAGAGCUGUCAGAUUGUUGGAUAUGCAGUCAUUCACCUGUGUCUUCCACAUCUAUGCCUUAUGUAGCUAAUCCUCUCCCUGAAACAGAGUUAUUAGAUCUGCUAUGCACAGACCUAAUUCCAUUAAGUCUGGAAACACCCCAUGGAGACACUGCUGUCUCAUUACCAAUAACAGGGUGGGUAAAAUAUCCAUGGUGGCAGGCAAACAUUUCUGAGAAAAUAGGAACCUGGUAUGAGUAUGACGCUACCAAUGAUGGAUGGAAAACCAGACCUGCCAGCAUAUUAGAGGUAGGAGAGAUUCCUACAGAUGAACUAAAGAUAAGUUUCACUGGAGAGGAUACCAAAGUUAAUGAACAAACAAAAAAACUUCGUUAUCAUUUAAAUAAAGAGAUACAUGAUAUUAGCUGGAAUUAUACAGAUUAUUUUGUAACAGGGAAAAAGGGUGAGUGUAAUGGUCUAGGAGCUUAUGAGCCCAGCUAUGGUGAACCUGAAGAAGAUCUAGAAAGCUACAAAGGUGAUGGAAGUGAAUCAAUGAGUAUAGACCCUAAAAGGUCACAAACCCCGAGUAAACGUUGUGGUCCUUUUAUGUAUUUUACAGUUACUUUAGAGGAUAAUCCAAAUUCAUGGUGUGUAUUUGAGAAAACUACUAUGAUUAUUUCUAUAGUUGAUGCAAUGAUUAGAAAACGUCAGUUUCUAUUAAAAGACAAUGUAUAUUGUGUGUGGAAACCGAGCAUUUAAGUGGCUCCCGAGGGGUGCAGGAGGUACCUGUACAUUAGCUAGACGUGAGCAUGCCACUUGGGUAUGGGAAGCAAACGAUCUCCAUUACCAGUAUAUUCCCGGGCAUAUGAUGGUAAAACGAGAUGUUGAAAAUAUGAUGUUACCAACCAUCCCCCCUAAACCUUCCUAUUUUAACCAUCCUAAUAAAUUAAUUCAUGCAGAUCCAUCUACAUGGGAAAAGAUGGGAAUGUAUCUUCCAUAUUUGAGCACUUAUUAUUUGUCUACUGGAGUCUUAAAUAAUGCAAAACAGAUUGAGGAUAUUGGAGAAUUGUUUGAUAAUGUUACUAGUUAUCGAUUUGAUGCAAUUGAAAUAAACUCUGUAUAUCUGAGGCAAGUUAUUAUUAUUGAAAAUCAGCAUACAGUUGUCUUAGAUUAUCUUACAGCAGCUCAAGGAGGAUUAUGUCAAGUAGUAGGACCGUCCUGCUGCCAUUAUAUAGAUCCAAAUGGGCUGUUCCAAGUGACGCAUGAUUUACAGCAGGCAAGUAAACUAAAGGAAGGAUUCCGGGAGGCGCAUCAAGCCCCGCCAUGGUUAUCAUGGCUCAAUCCACUGAAUUGGUUUCAAGGAAUAGGAGGAUGGUUUUCAGGAGUAUUUCAUAUGCUAAUACAAGGAUGUUUUCUUAUUUUUGUUAUCUU